AACAUGAGAUUAACAUGUGUAUCACUUACGCUUCUACUCAUCGUGAGUGGAAUCGAUGAAAUUUUUGCGCAAUUUAAAGUAAUUAAGAUGGAAGAGAUGCGGUCACUGACACAUGGAAAACCGGUACAUGGAAAGGGAAAACUCUUACGCAAUAGCAACGUAACUGUCAUUCAUAUCAUGCCAAGUGAAAGAAUAAACAGAAGAAUUGAUAAGCGAAGACGAACAGCAGCGUCUGACUUGGAAGUCGUCACAGUCACGCCAUUGACUAAAGAAGAAGCAAGCACGAAUCUAUUGAAACUUCACAUUCUCAACGUUAGAACUGGAAAAAUUCAAGAUGCAAUCAUUAGAACUAAUGAUAAUCACGAAACAAUUACAUUUAGACAGAAACCUGCAGUGACAUCAUCAAAUGAUUUUAAUGACAAAAUUAUCAGAAUAAAACCACAUCGACCCGAAACAAAGUUAAAUGAAAUCGCAUUGGCAAAUAAAUUUCCACUUAAACCUUACAAGUUGAAGAAUAAAUUCAUGUCAUCAAAAUGCAGAUGCGAAGACAACGCAAAAAUGUGGAAUUGCAGAAAAAUUCAAAUUUCUAUUGCAAGAUGUCGAACUGAUCAAUUUUUAUGUUGCAGUGGAUUUUGAUAAACUUUUCAUUUUUUUAAUAAAAUUUUCUUGUAAAUUUUCAAUGGGUCAUUAAAUAAAUAAAAC
Molecule: messenger RNA, 702 nt
Organism: Clunio marinus
Lineage: Eukaryota; Metazoa; Arthropoda; Insecta; Diptera; Chironomidae
Source: the annotation of a GenBank genome assembly